CCCGGACGUGGCUGUCAAUCACUGGGUCCCGUCCAUCAAUGCCACCUGUCAGUGCACAUCAAUGCUACAUACCAAUGCCUAUCAGUGCCCAUCUGAGCUGCCUUUCAGUGCCAACUAUCAGUGGCAGUCAGUGACACUUAUCAGUGCUGCCAGUGCCGCCUAUCAGUGCCAUCAGUCAGUGCGUCCUAUCAGUGCCAGUCAGUGCUACCUAUGGGUGGUGCCAAUCAGUGCCGCCUAACAGUGCCAUGCCCAUCAGUGAUGCCUGUCAAUGCCCAUCAGUGCCACCCAUCAUUGCCGCCUAUCAGUGCAGCCUCAUUAACGCACAUCAGUGAAGGAGAAAAAUCACUUAUUUACAAAAUUUUAUAA
This is a messenger RNA of Staurois parvus, 366 nucleotides long. Lineage: Eukaryota; Metazoa; Chordata; Amphibia; Anura; Ranidae. The record is from the annotation of a GenBank genome assembly.